CCCUCUCUUCCAUUGCACCUCUCCCCCUCCCCCUUUCCCCUUCCCCUCAUCCUCUGUCAGCCCCUCUCAGCCUCUGCUUCAGGCUGCUCCUCCGGGCAUGCUACUUAAGCCAAAGUAUGGCCGCUUUCGCAACGACUCUGUGACCUCCUCCGACGACCUGAUGCAGAGCUUAGCCAUGAGCGGCAAAGUUGUGGCCACCCCUGUGGUCCUCUCCUCCGCCCCCAGCCUGCUGCUGCCCCCCCUGCCUCCUCUGGAGUCCAUCCCCGGGUCCUCCUCCGCAGCCCCGGCCCUAGCCGACUCCCCCUGCCUGGACGGGGAGCAGGACGCCACCACCACUUUCUGCAUGCUCAUUCCCAGGAUGCCUCAGUGGAAGUUCUCCAACACUCUGCUGAGCAGGAGCCCCUCCAACUCCAGCUCCAGCUCAAGCUCAUGCAAGGACUCCGGCAAGACUGCGGCCCCCUCAUCGCAGGGCUCGCACGGCCCCAGUGGCCCUUCGGCCCCCAGUGGUCCCGUGGCAAGUCUGGCUGCUGUUUUGAACUCCUGUGACCCUGUGUGUGUCACCCCCUGUUCCCUACAGGCCAUCAGCAGGCAGAGAUCUGCAAUGCGCUCAGCCAGUCCAGGGGGCCACGGAGCAGGGGCUGCAGAGGGCACAGGGAGCCCUGGGGGCCACAACGGCUUCAGGACAGGGAUGAACCGCAGGACCAGGGUGGAGGGCAUGUGGCUGGGAGGGGAGGACUUCAACCAGAAGGGCAGCUUCAUCCACAAGCCCUCCCAGGGAUGGCUGCACCCAGACAAGAAUAUCACAGGCCCUGGGGCCUCCUACAUUGUCAGGUACAUGGGCUGCAUUGAGGUGUUGAAGUCGAUGCGAUCGCUGGACUUCAACACUCGGACCCAGGUGACGAGGGAGGCCAUCAACAGACUGUGUGAAGCUGUGCCUGGGAGUAAGGGGGCCUGGAGGAAGAAGAACAUUAACAAGGCCCUGCAGACCAUCAUGGGGAAGAGUAACCUGCGCUUCGCUGGUAUGGGCAUCGCUGUCAACAUCUCUAUAGAGGGCCUCAACCUGCUCAUCCCCACGACACGACAGGUGAUAGCACACCAUCCCAUGCAGUCCAUCUCCUUUGCCUCUGGGGGAGACACGGACACGCCCGAUUAUGUUGCUUAUGUGGCCAAAGAUCCAGUCAACCAGAGAGCAUGCCAUAUCCUGGAGUGUUGUGACGGUCUAGCCCAGAAUGUCAUCAGUACCAUCGGCCAGGCCUUUGAACUGCAGUUCAAACAGUACCUCCACAGCCCUCCCAAAGCCAUCCCCACCAUGGAGAGGAACAUCAGGACAGAGGACUCGGCAUGGGGUGAUGACGAGGACUCCUCGGAGCAUGACUACUACAACAGCAUCCCAGGGAAGGAGCCUCCUGUUGGAGGAGUGGUGGACUCGAGGCUGAGGCCUUGUACGGCCUUGCUGGGCCACGUCCACAGCCAACCACAGAGCAAGGCAGCGCAGAUGGGUUCUCCGGCCAGGAGAGACACUGCGUCCUACCCCUCAGGUCAGCUGUGCUACGAGCUUCACUGGGACACUGAGAACAACGGCAGCUCAGGUCUGACAUCAGAUGGGUACCUGCGGGCAGACGGCCAUCCCCCGGGAAGUAGAGACUAUGAAGAGCACCUGUAUGUGAACACCCAGAGUCUGGAGGGCCUGGAGCAGGGAGCAGAGGGCCAUAGGGGUGCCAGGGGGCCAGACAGCCCCAAGAAAGACAUAUUUGACAUGAAACCCUUUGAGGAUGCUCUGAAGAUGCACGAGGCCGGUGGUAGCGGUGGGGUGUGCGUGUUGGAGGACGAGUGGCCCAGUCCGCCCCGGCGUCGUGCCCCUGUCGCCCCCACAGAGGAGCAGCUUCGGCGGGAGACCUGGUACCAUGGCCGUAUGAGCCGCCGGGACGCUGAGAAACUGCUGGUCCGAGACGGGGACUUCCUUGUACGAGACAGUGCCACCAACCCAGGCCAGUACGUCCUGACGGGCAUGCACUGCGGUCUGCCCAAACACCUGCUACUGGUUGACCCAGAGGGAAUGCCCACUCCUCCUCGUCACUGCCAGGUACGAACCAAAGACAUGCUGUUUGAGAGUAUCAGUCACCUGAUCAGCUACCACCUGAAGAACGAGCUGCCCAUCGUGGCAGCCGAGAGCGAGCUGCACCUCAAACAGGUGGUCCGGAGGAAAGAGGGGACAGCGUUCUGGAAUGGAGUCAGAGGUGUGUCCAUAUAACCCCCAGGGAGGAAGAUCUUCACUUUGGCAUAUCCCCAGAAUCAGAGCUUUCGCAGGGGUAGGAGGACACAGGCAACUCCCUCUGUCCAGGACCCAAGGGCAUGGCUGCAGUACCUGGCUGCCUCCGACAGUGCCGACAAACUUUCCACCAUCUCCACCUGAACUCUCAGGAGAGAGGAUACAGUCAUUAAGCUAACCGACGCCUCAGAACAGCCCAGCCAAUCACAAGGAUGGAAUGUGAGGUCACAGUCACAUUCAGUAGUUGUUCCAUAGGAAAGCAUCAUUUGUGAGUGCAUGAUGAUGUUGCACCUCAUACUGCUGAUGUCAUACGCAGUCCCAGAAUGAUUUGGGUUCCCUGUGUCUUUCAACGGACAAAUGUGAACAUUGUAUAUGAUAUGUGAGAAACUCCUGGCAGCAAAAUAUCACUAAAUUGUUUUAUCAGAAUGCAGUUCUUUGCUCCUCAGACACUGGGAUGCUUUAAUGGACUUUUAUAAACUGUUCAUUUGCAGCAGUAGCACCUGCACCUUCAUGAUUUAUUCAUAUGUAAUCUCAGGACCUAAUUCUGAAGGUGUUAAAUAUCUGAUUGCAUUAAUUGAAAUAUGCUUCAGAGAUACAGUACUAACCAGACACCAACCCUGAAAAUGUGUCUGUCUCUGUCCCAUCCAUAUCCACAGGAAGUCUGCAUAACACAACAUUGGGACUAUACAGUUGGCCAAAAUACAUGGGUAGAACUCCGAAUAUCAAUGUGUUCAAUAAUAACCACAUGCUUGUCAAAGUGUUUGUAUGGGACAGUCAUAGCUCGUCAGUGAAUACCUACCCAAGUUGUGUGUUACCAUUGCUACUGUGUGAAGUUAUCACACUGGUCAGAGCCUGUGCUCUCAGAAGGCAGACUACAUUACUACAAAUGACUCAGUGUAAAGAUAAUUAAGACCCAUAAAAUAGUUCAGUGCCUUAAUACUUGGUGUUUCAUAUCUUUCCUCCCAAAUCACUUGUGCAGUAUCAUACAUUCUAUAUAUACCACAGCAGAAGACAGUAGUGUGUGCUGCAUGUAUGUAUGCCCUGAGAGCAAAUGGCACAUUUUCUUGCCAUGCCAAAUCACACUUUAAUCAAUGAAUGGAGUGGACUGAAAGUCAAAUCAUCCCUUUUUAUUGUGAAACUUUCUAUAAGCUGCUGAUGUAUGGGAUAGGGGGGGUGUAAAUACUGUAGAACAUCCCAUAGUGUGUUCUGAUUAGCUGUCCUCUUUUGUGUGCUUCCUAUUCUAUUGUACCAGUCCUCCAAUCAAUAAUCUUCAUGAGCAUAGGCCCUUACUGAUUUGAUCACCAUCCUGUGUUGUUAAUGGCAACAUGUUUUAUCAAUAGAUAGGGGAUCUCCUGGUAUCUGCUGUGUCUUUGUCUCAGUCCAGGCACAGGGAGACAGAGGACAUGGCUUUCUGGGACGUUAGUGUACUUUACAGUAUGCAACUUUUCCAAAUGACCCCUUUGCUUUAUCAGGCCUUUCUUGUAUCUACUCUUCUUUGAACUAAAUACAUUUUUUUCAAUAAAAUUUGUCAAAAUUAAGGUUA
Salvelinus sp. IW2-2015 is the source of this 3812-nucleotide messenger RNA. It is a transcript of the gene shc2, whose product is annotated as SHC (Src homology 2 domain containing) transforming protein 2. Gene Ontology annotation, molecular function: receptor tyrosine kinase binding. Gene Ontology annotation, biological process: intracellular signal transduction; cell surface receptor protein tyrosine kinase signaling pathway. Gene Ontology annotation, cellular component: plasma membrane. The record is from RefSeq and is a predicted model, not a curated record. Lineage: Eukaryota; Metazoa; Chordata; Actinopteri; Salmoniformes; Salmonidae.